Molecule: messenger RNA, 3351 nt
Organism: Daktulosphaira vitifoliae (grape phylloxera)
Lineage: Eukaryota; Metazoa; Arthropoda; Insecta; Hemiptera; Phylloxeridae
Gene: Gycalpha99B
Product: head-specific guanylate cyclase
Exons: 14
Coding region: 137-2086 (649 amino acids)
Biological process (GO): cGMP biosynthetic process; response to oxygen levels
Cellular component (GO): guanylate cyclase complex, soluble
Molecular function (GO): heme binding; guanylate cyclase activity
Source: RefSeq, a predicted model, not a curated record
CAAUACAAAAACAGUGUGUUGCAAAAUGAUUCCUGUACGGUCGUUCGUCCGUUGGUUUCGGGUCGCUUCGACGUCGUGAUAAUCGCAUGGACCCUCGGGGUGUUGUCGUAUAGGUACAACAAAAAAAGACUAGAAAAUGUUUUGCCCGUUCAGCUCAGGAGCUCCACCUAGAGCAAGCACAACGCUGACAGAACAACAGCCUUUGAAUUUGAAGCAUCUCAGUGAAGCUGUCAGAACUCUAACAUCACCACCAAACGAGACUAUUUACAACGCCUUUAGUUCAAUAACGGCGGAUUUUCCAGAGUAUGCUGAAAUAUUGAAAGAGCUCCCAAAUAACUUCACUAGUUCUGAUGUCAGGUUAUUGGAGAUAAUACACCUUAAAGCAGAAAAUCUAACAGGAGAUGGAACAAAAGUAAUUGAAGCAAUAGGUACGAAAGUUAUUCAAGAUUGUAGUGACGAUCGUUUGAUCCGAGCUCUAAAGAGCUUGGGAGGAAAUCUUUACCAUUUUCUCACCACAUUAGACGGUGUUCAAGAUGUCUUACAGCUAGAUGAUGGAAAAAAGGCCAGUUCAGAUUUUACAUGCCGACCCAGUGAUGAGCCAGGUGUAUUAGAUCUAAAUCUGCGAACUAGUAGGUCCGAUGGGAAAUGUGUUGCGCACUUAUUGGCUGGGACAUUGUCUGGUGUAGCAACUAGAUUCUAUGGUUCGCGGCCAGACGUUGAACUUGGUACACAUCCAAGUGACCCUUCUCUCUACAGGUACACCAUACGUACUACAAAUGUGACAACAGAUACUGAUGUGAUAAAUAAAUCAAUUCAAUCCCUUUCUCAACAAGCCAGUGAUCUUAAAAUAGGCGUAACAAGUUUUUGUAAGGCAUUUCCGUGGCAUUUAGUUCUGGAUAUUCGAUUGGAAUUUGUUCAAUUGGGAACAGGCUUUAUGAAACUAUUCGGCAAAUGUCUGCAACAAUUCGGCCGCUCAGUUCACACAUACUUCAAAAUUAAAAGACCAAGGAACGUUCGGCUGUCUUUUAAAGGAAUUGUGAAUAGAGCCAAUUCCCCGUUCGUCUUAACCUUAUGUCUACCAGAGCCGCUGAAUCAUCAUACGGUAGAGGGCUUAGAGUUCAAAGGUCAAAUGGUAUUGUGCAACGAGUCAGGGUCUCUACUAUUUGUUGGUUCACCAUUAUUAGACGGUCUAGACAGUUUGACCAGUCGCAGUCUUUUCAUAUCUGAUAUACCUUUACACGAUGCCACAAGAGAUGUCAUUUUAAUAGGAGAACAAGCAAGAGCUCAAGAUGGACUUCGUAGAAGAAUGGACAAGUUAAAAAGUUCAAUAGAGGAAGCUAACUUGGCCGUAGGGAAGGAGAGGGAAAAAAACGUCAGUCUCCUACACAUGAUCUUUCCUCCUAACAUUGCUAAACGGCUUUGGCUGGGAGAGACAAUAGAAGCCAAAACACAUGACGAAGUAACAAUGUUAUUCAGUGACAUUGUUGGUUUCACAUCUAUCUGUAGUACAGCUACUCCUUUUAUGGUAGUCAACAUGCUAGAGUGCCUCUACAAUAAAUUUGAUGCUUACUGUGGUCAUUUGGAUAUAUACAAGGUAGAGACUAUUGGCGAUGCUUACUGUGUGGCAUCAGGUCUACAUAAAUACAGUUCAAUACAUGCACAACAGAUAGCCUGGAUGGCUUUGAAGAUGAUAGAAACAUGCAAAACUCACCACACUCACGAUGGGAAACCGAUUAAAAUGAGAAUCGGUCUGCACACCGGAUCCAUACUGGCUGGAGUAGUAGGCGUGAAAAUGCCCAGGUACUGUUUGUUCGGUCAUAAUGUCACUAUUGCCAACAAAUUUGAAUCAGGCAGUGAACCCCUACGGAUAAAUGUCAGCCCAACAACUCACCAGCUGUUAAUGAAAACCCCAGGUUUCUCAUUUGAAGAAAGGAGUCGAUCAUGCCUACCGGCAGGUUUUCCAGAACACAUUCCCGGAACGUGUCAUUUUCUUUUAUCCUUUGUUCAUCCCGAAAUGACAAAUGAAGAUGGCGAUUUGGAUGCUCACAUCUCAACAGCCUUAAAACAGCUCACACUGAAUAGCUGAACUUAAGCAACAUAAUACUCAUGUCACAUAUCUCUGUGAAAGUAGAAAAUAAAGUAAUAAUAAGUCUUACCUUCAGCUUUUAUAGUGCAAUCAUACGGUCUAUCAGUACAAUUAUUACACAACUCGAAGACAGUUUCAAUGUUGUAAACUAGAUUUAAAUCUAAUUAAUAUCGAUGUAAAAUUGUAUUAUUGAGAUACCUAAUAAUAACUCGAAACUCGUUUAAGGCAAAAUGUAAAGAAUUUCAAUAUACGCAAACAAAUGCGUUUUAGUGUAAAGUGGAUUUUUCUCCAUGCAUAAGUGGAAAACCCAACAAUGUAGACUAAAUGUAAAAUGUAUGUUAAUGUAAAACGUAUGAGAUGUGUUUGAAACCUGUGUUGAAAAAAAUACUAGUUUUUAAGAAAUACAAUUUAUAAAAAAAAACUUUUUUCCUUUGUGAAGAGCUUUAGAAUAUUUCUUUAGAUCUGAAGUAUUGUUUCCGGAAAUAUUUUAACCGAUCCGACGAUAUGGAAUUGAUACAUUUUCUCAUCAUUCGGACUCUCGGUCGAAUGAGUAAAACCGUAAGACAAUUAUUUUCUUUAUUCGCGAGAAAACCAAUUCGAAAAUAAAUUAUAAGUCCUGUUUACGUUUGUUUAGGAAAGUAGCGUAGGUAUCUCUUUAAUGUACUAUCCAACUAAAUCAAUACUAGAAUCUUUUGUAAAAUAAAUAUCUUCCUUAGUAAAAUAAUAAUAUAACUGUGACCUCCCCUCUCGGGCCUAUGGCUUAUGUUAUUUUUAGAAUCUCACAAGCUAUUAUUAACACAUAAAAAAACAAAUCAAUUUUGAAAAAAAACAACUAUUGUGAUGUACGUUAUUUCAUAACGAUUUUUGUGUUCCUAGUCUAUAAUGAUUCUAUCGUUGUAAUACAUUUUAAUUAUUGUACGUACUAAUCGUAAUUAAUAAUACAUGUAGUAUUUCUACUAUUUCGUUAAGAUUGUAUAAUGUAUAUUGAUCCAAUCAAAAUCACUAUUGUUUUUGCACUUAUAAAACGAAACUUGCAAAAAUAUUAUAAUAUAUGUGUAAUAUACAUAUAAAUAACAGUUUUAAUGAUUUUGAUAUUUAUUUUAAUCUGUUGCUUCAUAUUUUAUUCCGAAAAUGUUUAUUAAAUGAAUAUUAAUUUUAUUCUUUAUUGUUACAAAUUUAUUUUACUCGACAAAUUUUGUUUUAAUCUCAACUAUAAUCUAUACAAAUAGAGUUGUUAAUUCUUUUUUAUUCCUCAUAAGUCAUAU